Molecule: messenger RNA, 2506 nt
Organism: Scophthalmus maximus (turbot)
Lineage: Eukaryota; Metazoa; Chordata; Actinopteri; Pleuronectiformes; Scophthalmidae
Gene: ift56
Product: tetratricopeptide repeat domain 26
Exons: 18
Coding region: 341-2008 (555 amino acids)
Biological process (GO): intraciliary transport involved in cilium assembly; intraciliary anterograde transport
Cellular component (GO): intraciliary transport particle B; ciliary base; ciliary basal body
Molecular function (GO): protein binding; intraciliary transport particle B binding
Source: RefSeq, a predicted model, not a curated record
GCGAUCUAUGCUGCCAGUGAAAUAACGCUGUCAGCCGGAGCUAGCUUAACACAAACCGAGAGCCUGCUUCGCAACACUCCUCACAGAAUACUGGAACACGUGUUGAUGCUACUAUUGUAUCACAGCCAUGUCGGUUGUGAGAUAGUUUGAUCUAAAGUAGCAUGGGGUUUUUCUAUCUGGUUUCAAAGUAAGAUGGAACCUGGGGGUUAAGACCUAACGGUGGCUAGCGGAGGUAACGGAUGGCGUUCGUGCUUUCACAGUGAGGAACCCCCGACGUUACCUUGGUUAGCGACAAACAAGCGUCACCCAGGCGACAGUCUCCUCUUCUGAACUCGUCGACAUGAUCCUGUCGCGAGUGAAACCAGCUGUGGGAGGAGAGAGCCAGGUGAGCUGCAGCGAGAAGAAGAAAAACAAAACAAAGGUUCCCCCCUUGGAGGAAUACCUGCAACAGAGAGACUACCUUGGGGCCCUGACCCUGUUGGAGUUUCAGAGGAGCAUUGGAGAGAAAGAGGAGCAUGCUGACCUCUGGAUCGGCUACUGCGCCUUUCACUUGGGUGAUUACAAGAGAGCUAUGGAGGAGUACAAGUCUCUGACCGAACAGCCUGAAUGUCCUGCUGAUGUGUGGGUCCAUCUCGCCUGUGCCCUGUUUUUCCUGGGGCUCUAUAAAGAGGCCGAGGAGGCUGCGUCUAAGGCGCCGGUCUCCCCCCUCCAAAACAGGCUCCUCUUCCACUUGGCCCACAAGUUCAACGAUGAGAAGAAGCUGAUGGGUUUCCACCAGAACCUGGAGGAUGUGACCCAGGACCAGCUGAGCCUGGCAUCCAUUCACUACAUGCGUUCCCACUACCAGGAGGCUAUAGACAUCUAUAAACGGCUUCUGCAGAACAGAGAUUUGCUGGCCCUGAAAGUGUACGUGGCUCUGUGUUACUACAAGCUGGACUACUACGACGUGUCCCAGGAGGUGCUGGCCGUCUACCUGCAGAGCAUCCCUGACUCCACUAUUGCCCUGAACCUCAAGGCCUGUAACCACUUCAGGCUCUACAAUGGCAAAGCAGCAGAGGCUGAGCUGAAGAACCUAAUCGACAUAUCCUCCUGCUCCUUUGAGUUUGCUAAGGAGCUUAUCCGACACAACCUGGUGGUGUUUCGUGGUGGGGAAGGGGCUUUGCAGGUGCUGCCUCCUUUGAUCGAUGUGAUCCCCGAGGCCAGACUCAACCUGGUAAUCUACUAUCUCAGACAAGAUGAUGUGCAAGAAGCUUACAACCUCAUCCAAGAUCUGGCGCCAUCCACACCUCAGGAGUAUAUUUUGAAAGGAGUGGUAAAUGCCGCACUGGGACAGGAAAUUGUAUCAAGGGAUCAUUUGAAAAUUGCGCAGCAGUUCUUUCAGUUGGUCGGAUGCUCGGCGAGUGAAUGCGACACUAUUCCUGGCAGACAGUGCAUGGCCUCCUGCUUCUUCCUCUUGCGGCAGUUUGAAGAUGUUCUCAUAUAUCUGAACUCAGUCAAGGGUUACUUCUACAAUGAUGAUACGUUCAACUUCAACUUUGCUCAGGCGAAAGCAGCCCUUGGCCACUACAAAGAAGCUGAAGAGGUUUUUCUGCUCAUUCAGAGUGAAAAGAUGAAGAAUGACUAUGUUUACCUCAGCUGGCUGGCACGAUGCUACAUAAUGAACCAGAGGGGUCAUCUGGCCUGGGAGCUCUAUCUGAAGAUGGGCACUUCCUCCGACUCCUUCAGUCUGCUGCAGCUCAUUGCCAACGACUGCUACAAGAUGGGCCAGUUCUAUUAUGCAGCCAAAGCGUUUGAUGCUCUGGAGAAGCUGGACCCAGAAUCUAACUACUGGGAGGGCAAGCGAGGGGCGUGUGUUGGUAUCUUCCAGCUCAUACUGGCAAACAAGGAGUCCAAGGAGACACUUAAAGAGGUGGUCUCCUUGCUGCGAAAUUCAGGAAACCCCCAGGUUGAAUACAUCAUCCAAUCUCUGAGGAAGUGGGCCAAAGACAACCGAGUCCUCCUCUCGUGACGACCGUCAGCACUUCUCAGAGCUUCAAGAGAAACUUCAUUAUUAUCACGUUUUAUUUUAUUGAUUUUGAACAUGUUACAUCACAUUUCAAAAUGGGUUGAACAUCUUCCCACCCUCGAACUCUGAGCCGUCAUUGUUCACUGUAGAUGAAGACAACGACGAAAGUUUACAAAGUCAUAUUAAUAAUGAAACAAAAUACUUGUAUAUGCACAUAAAUCCACAUGUCUAUCAAAUUGAAAUAUAUGUAUGUAUAUAUAUAGUGUGCAUAUAUCGAAACAUGCAUCCAAAUAUAACAUGGUAAUUAGAAUAAUAAGAGAAGUUACAUUAUGCAGAAAUCAUUGGAGCAUUUGUUUAUUUUCAGCAAAUGUUGUGAAUGAUAUAUCUGAGACACAUUUUGAACUUCUCUCUCUGAUACAAUGUUGUGUUUUGUUUUUUGAAAAUCUUUAGUUGCAAUUCUCUCUGUACUUGUAUCUUUUGUAUUAAAAAUGACUAAACGUU